Paramormyrops kingsleyae is the source of this 4119-nucleotide messenger RNA. NCBI's taxonomy places the organism in Eukaryota, Metazoa, Chordata, Actinopteri, Osteoglossiformes, Mormyridae. The record is from RefSeq and is a predicted model, not a curated record.
CAGCCGCAGCUCUUGAAUUGUCCAAGUCUGAGAAUGACUCCCCCAGACAUGGCGCUGCGGUGAAGUAGGAACGGGCAAGCAAAGGGAAGAUAUUCAGUCCCGUUUUUGUUUUUAAGUUAUUUUUACUUUUUAAUUGUCGUGGAGUGAGGUUUUAUUUGGCAGCGAUGCGGGGACGUGACACGAUUGUGUGUUUUCCCCUUGGGAAACAACACCAAGGCUGAUUUUUGUUUUAAUUCUCAUCGAACUACAGCGAUGUAUUUGCAUGAGUACUUACUAUUAAGUUACACUAGCUGACUUGCUCCAUGGUAGUUCCGUGCACUUACUUGGUGGCAUCGUAUUGCAGUGUGCCACUGAAGUUAAGGUGCCGCUCGGUUUCGUGCCGCUAAGUCUAGUCGCGAUUCUCUAAAUAACAUUUUAACGCCUGAUCGAGCAAGCGACCAUGCCGGGGAAAACUAAGUACAAUUUAGUAGAUGACGGACACGAUUUGAGGAUUCCUCUGCACAACGAGGAAGCCUUCCAGCAUGGCAUAAAUUUCGAAGCCAAGUACAUUGGUAGUCUGGAUGUGGCGCGACCGAAUAGCAGAGUGGAGAUAGUAGCGGCUAUGCGGAGGAUACGGUAUGAGUUCAAAGUGAAGAACAUCAGGAAGAAGAAGGUCAACAUCAUCGUAUCGGUGGAUGGCGUCAAGGUGGUCCUGAGAAAAAAGAAGAAGAAAAAAGAGUGGACCUGGGACGAGAGCAAGAUGAUGGUGAUGCAGGACCCAGUUUACCGGAUUUUCUAUGUCUCUCAUGACUCGCAGGACUUGAAAAUCUUCAGUUAUAUCGCCAGAGACGGACAGAGCAAUGUGUUCCGCUGUAACGUGUUCAAGUCAAAGAAAAAGAGCCAGGCCAUGCGCAUCGUCCGGACCGUGGGCCAGGCGUUCGAGGUGUGCCACAAGCUCAGCCUGCAGCACACGCAGCAAAACGCCGACGGCCAGGAGGACGGCGACAGCGAGAAAGCCAGCAGUGACUCUGGCGUUCCAGUUCGGCAUUUGACAGGUGCGGAGAAGACGGUCACCGAGGAGACGGACAUAGACGCGGAGGAGGCGGCGCCGUCCGACAGCACCGUCGGCGAGUUCAACCGUGGCGUCACAGACCUGGACAUUGCCAAGGAGGAGCAGGCCGCCGACCCGGAUAAGAAGGUUCUGGAGGACGUCAGCAUCCUGCUGGCCACCCCCAGGAUGCUGCUGCCAUCGUCGGGACUGGUGCCCGCUGGCGCCCCCCUGUCCCAGCACCACCAGCUCCAGCUACUCCAGCAGCAGCUCCAGCAGCAGCAGCAGCAGACGCAGGUGGCCGUGGCCCAGGUUCACCUCCUGAAGGACCAACUGUCUGCAGAGGCAGCAGCCCGGAUCGAGGCCCAGGCCCGUGUCCACCAGCUGUUGCUGCAGAACAAGGACCUGCUGCAGCACAUCUCACUGCUGGUGAAGCAGAUCCAGGAGCUGGAGAUCAAGCUCUCCGGACACAACUCCAUGGGCUCACAGGACAGCCUGCUGGAGAUCACCUUCCGUGCCAACGUGCCCCCAGUCCUGUGUGACCCGUCGACGCCCAAACCUGAGGAGGUGUCCCUGCCGCAGUUUAAUGACGGGACUCACCUGGCCCUGCCUCUGGGCAGCCCCCUAGUCGACCAAAGCAUGUUUGAGAAUUCCAACACGGGCCGCCAGCCGGCGUUCCCCAACUUCAAGUCGGCCGCUUCACUGAGCCGGCGCUCGGCGCCUCCCGCGUCCACCUUGGGGGGGUCCGUUGACAUCUCCGGCUCUGGACCGGCGAAGCUGGGGGGCAGCCAACACCUGAAGAACGCUCUCAAUCUGGGCAAGGCCGUGGGGGCCAAGGUGAACGACCUCCUCCGGCGGAAGGAUGCUAGCAGCGUCGGGGACAUCGGGGUAACGGAGGUCAACAGGAACAUUGGCGCAGUAUGGUCUUCCGAGGACAGUGGCGGCGUGGGCAUUGCGGCUAGCAGUCAGGAUUGCAUUCCACGCCUGGACCCCCCUCCCCCCAAUGUUAAAAAGCGUCUUCCUCGUGCUCUGAAGAGCACCCAGGACAUGAUGAUCUCCUCUGACCCCGUGGUGGCUGUUGUGGAGGCCUGCGACUCCUCCUCCGUCUCCCCCCCGGAGGAAACGCCUCUCAUCCAGGAGGAUGAUAAGUCUGAGGUCCAAAUGAAAGGGGAGGAGAGGGAGCCAGGGGGAGGCCUGGAGUUGUACGAAUCUGUGGGCUUUGGGGUCAAAGCUGAAGAAGCGCGGCCUGCAGGUUCCGUCACCUCAGGCCUAGAUGGAACGGUGGAGGACAGAACCGACGAGCCGUCCCAUCUCCAGCUCUCCGUUCCUGACCUCAUCCACAAGGACAACCUGGAACCUCUUCACAAGCCUGAAGGUCUGGAGAGCAGAAUGGCGUCCACCCCUCGCCCAGGAAAGCCAGGCUGCCGUAUCAGCCUGGGCGAUGCUCUGGAGGACUGUCUGGUGGGUUCCGGUGUGGCCAGGCAGAGAUCCGCAAGCGUAGAGGGUGAGGAGCCCCACCCGGACCUUCUCUCAUUCGAGUAACCGGCCCGAGCUGCUACGCUGUGGCCUCUGUUUGUGUCUUCAUCCUGAUGGCAUCCAGCUCGCCAUCCAGUGACUGAGCAGGAAAUCACUAAUCACCGGGUGUGGUUACAGAAGAGAUCAUCACAUCUAACACUAAGUGCAAUGACACACACCAAAUCCUUUAUCAUUUUUACUACCCUAUAACCCUUAAAUUUUAAAAUGAUAUAUAAGCUUAUUUUUAUGAAAUAAUUUUCUGGUCCUCUAAACAAAACCACUAUGAGGUAGCUUUCGUCAGAAUGGUCUUUGGCUGUUUAUUGCUGUUAUAUGACUUGGAGAUUUAAAGAAGCUAAAUUAAUUCUCAAGCUUUGAUUUCAAGAUAGCUGUUCUGAUGAAAAACACAGGCUGAACUCCGCUGCCCAAUCUGCAUAUUUUCAUUAACAUGCAUCUUUGUGUAGCAACAUAAUGAGGAAAAUGCACAAUCUGGCUUGUUUUACGCAAUGUGUGAAUUUCUGCAGAUUCUGCUCACCUGAUUGGACGACUUGGUGAGUCGUUCUCAUUAGCUACCGUUUUUGGCACACACUUAAGUGUGCAGAUGUCAGCUCGCCGAUAAAUGGCAUCUGACGAAAACCGCAACCGAAUGCUGCUGUUGAGGUGAGCUCUGGCGGAGCCGACGGUGAGGAAUGUACCCGAAACCCUCCCUGCCUGUAGGGGGCGAUGCUGAGCCUGUUUUGGAGGACAUCGCUGCCACAUGAUCAGCUGACCACGGACAUGGUGACGAAAUCAGACUUUAAACUGACUCUGUCAGUGGGCGAUUGCUUAUUUGGAAAUUAGUAUUAUGUAGUAUUCUCAUAGAAUAGUAAAGCACGGGAGAAAUACUAACAGGAAAAAAAUUAUUUACUAUUAUCCAUCUUAUAUUAUUUAAUUUAGCUUAAGACUCCGUGGACAACUUAAAAUGAUGAAGUACCUUUUCUCCAUUACAUUAAAUGUUGUUAUAUGCAAAGUGCAUUAAAACAAACAUGAACAGUGCUGUAUUAAUGAUUUUGACUAACUGAGCAAAGCGAAAGUGCUUAAGGGAAGAAAUGAUCCAGUAAGAUGAUGCAGCUAUAAAUAUAUAUAUAUACACACACACACGAUGAGUUUUAUGCAACUAUAUCUUAUCACUGUGCAGGCCAUUAAUGAUAAAUUGGAUAUAUUUUAAGAAUAAUCUAAAAUAUUCAAAUGCAUUUAAAAACAUUCUGUUAAACUUUUAAAUGUGUAUGAAUGUGUGCCCAUAAGCUUUUGUAUUUGUAUACUGUCGGAACUGCCUUCACUGUACAUUACAGAACAUUUUGCUUCAUAACUGGUUUUAUAUUGCAACGGUCAGAUGGACACCAAACAAAAUAUAUAUGCUAUCAUAAUUCAUUUUAAUAGAUUGUAAUGUAGAUUUAUGAAAUGGCUGUAUAAUAUUGUUUCAGAUGUAAUUUAUGGGAAGUUGUCUGUAGAAUUUUCACAAAACCAUUCCCUAAAAUGAAGGAGAAAGUGAUUUGUAAUACCAGCAUUAGGCUCAUAAACUCCACAUUGCAACAAUGAAA